AUGCAGCGUGCACCCCUGGGUAAGGGUGACGCACAGACGACGCCCGGCUCGGGCCGUCGCAUGAUGCUGGCCACCAGCAAGACGCCGGCAAAGACUCCGCUGGCCAAGGCCGCCGACGCGGUUCGCAGGCAGCGGUCCCGCUCGGCAAAGCGGGCGGCGUCGCGCGGGCCGAGCGAGAACCGGCACGACGGCGAGUCGCCCAUCCGCGUCCUCUCACUCUCACCCGAGAGCGAGGGCUCACGUGCCGGCGGCAUCUCGCUCUCGCGGAAGACCCGCGGCGGCAUGGGCCUCGGCUCAGCGCUCGGCGUUGGCGGUGGAUGCGGCCGGUGCGAGCGCCAGAAGGCUGUCAUCACGCAGCUCAAGGAGAUCCGUGCAGACCGCGACAAGGAGAUCGAGGCUCUCAAGAUCGCGCUUAUCAACGAGCAAGAGGACGGCAAGCAGUACCAGUCCGAGUGGCGCCGCAUCCAGGAGGAGGGUGCUCUGCUGUUCCAGACAUACACCUCCAAGUGCAACAGGCUCAAGGACCUCGUCGAGCGCCACGACCAGCUCAAGACAGAGCUCGCCGAGAAGGAGGAGGAGAUUGCAGAGCUGACCUCGACCAACGCCGAGUUGGAUGCCACUGCAGAGUUGUACCAGGAGCAGGCCAACGAGGCCGCCACUCAGUUUGCCACCGUCUUCGAGUCGUACAAGAAGCUCACCGCCGAGCACACCAAGCUUGUGACCGAGAUGGCCGAGCUAAAGGAGGCUCAAGCAUCCGAGAAGUCGGCGCUCGAUGAGCUAGAGACCAUGCGCGCCCAGUACGCCGCAGUCAUGGAGCAGCAUGAUGAGCUGGUUCUCCAGCUCAAGAUGGCUACCUCGGCUAUUGAGCACCAGCACCGGGUCUCUGCCGACGAUGACAUGGCCGACACUGGUUCCUCGUCGCUCGCCUCGCACCCAAUUUUCGAGCUCACCUACGAGCAGGAGGCCGUUGUCGAGGCUGCGCUUCUCGCCUAUUCGGCUCGGAAGGACGAGGCGGGCUUUGACGACGAUGUCGAUGUCGAGGCCUACGCCGCACUCGAGCGCCGUGUUGUCGAGCUCGAGUCAGCACAUUUGGCACAGGUCCGCGAGAUCGAUGCCCUUGAGGCUGAGCUCUCCACCACUCGCGAUGCCGUCGAUGUUGAUCGUGCUGCGCUCGCCGAGGCUGCGGAGCGCGAGACCGAGCUACUCACAAAGCUGGAGGCGCUCGAAGCUGCUGUUGCUGCGGACGAGACGCAUAUGAAGCUGGACGCGGCUGAGGCUAAGCUUGCGGAACUCAACGGUGAGACCGAGCGGUUUGCUGCCAUACGCGCCGAGCUCGAGUUCAAGAUUGGCGAGCAGAGCAGCGAGAUGGCCGCCCUUGAGGCGUCCCAAGCCGAUCUCCUGGCCCAGAUUGAGGCCGCUGACGCUCUCGAGACUGAGCUCGCCAACGCAACUGCUCGUCUCGCGGAAGUCGAGGCUGAGGCUGAGAAGGCAGCGGUCGAAGCCAAGCUCCAGAUCGAGGCCGCCGCAGCUCGCGAGACUGAGCUCCGCCAGCAGCUCGAGGCCGCCAACGCCGGCGCGACCGAGGCCGAGCAGCUGGCUGCUGCCCGCUCAACGCUGGAGGCCAAGGUCACAGAGCAGAGCAGCGAGAUUGCUGCGCUCGAGGCGACACAGACUGAGCUCAUGGCCCAGAUCGAGGCCGCCGCAGCUCGCGAGACUGAGCUCCGCCAACAGCUCGAGGCCGCCAACGCCGGCGCGACCGAGGCCGAGCAGCUGGCUGCUGCCCGCUCAACGCUGGAGGCCAAGGUCACAGAGCAGAGCAGCGAGAUUGCUGCGCUCGAGGCGACACAGGCUGAGCUCAUGGCCCAGAUCGAGGCCGCUGACGCUCUCGAGACCGAGCUCGCCAACGCAACUGCCCGUCUCGCGGAAGUCGAGGCCGAGGCUGAGAAGGCAGCGGUCGAGGCCAAGCUCCAGAUCCAGGCCGCCGCAGCUCGCGAGACUGAGCUCCGCCAACAGCUCGAGGCCGCCAACGCCGGCGCAACCGAGGCCGAGCAGCUGGCUGCUGUCCGCUCAACGCUGGAGGCCAAGGUCACAGAGCAGAGCAGCGAGAUUGCUGCGCUCGAGGCGACACAGGCUGAGCUCAUGGCCCAGAUCGAGGCCGCUGACGCUCUCGAGACUGAGCUCGCCAACGCAACUGCUCAUCUCGCGGAAGUCGAGGCCGAGGCUGAGAAGGCAGCGGUCGAAGCCAAGCUCCAGAUCGAGGCCGCCGCAGCUCGCGAGACUGAGCUCCGCCAACAGCUCGAGGCCGCCAACGCCGGUGCGACCGAGGCCGAGCAGCUGACCGCUGUCCGCUCAUCGCUUGAGGCCAAAUUGGCGGAGCAAGCUGACGCAUUUGAUGCCACCAAGCGAGAGCUGGAGUGUCUCCACAACGAGUACUCCGAGUUCCGCCUCGAGCACGAGUUUGACGCCGAGAGCCUGCGCACCGAGGUUGCUGCAGCCGGAGAGCAGAUUUCUGAGCUGCAGAGCCAAAUCACAGCGCUAGCUGAACAGGUUGCCGCCAAGGAUGCUCGCAUCGCGCAGCAGCAGACCGAAAUCGACUCGGCCAUUGGCGACGUGACCGAACUUAUGGCCCAGACUGAAGCUGUUGACGCUCUCGAGUCAGAGCUUGCCAACACGUCGGCUCGCCUUGCCGAGGUUGAGGCCGAGGCCGAGAAGGCUGCGAUCGAGGCCAAGCUCAAGAUUGAGCAGCUGCAGCUAGCGGCAGCAUCGGCUGAUGUUGUGAGCAACCUGCAGACUCAGUUGGACUCGGUGACUGCCGAGUACUCAGAGUUCCGCCUCCACAACUCGUUCGAGUUCCAGGAGCUCCGCGCCGAGCUGACGGCCAAGACCGAGGAAGCCAACUUGAUCCAGGCCGAGCUUGAUGCGACACUGAACCGGUGCAGCGAGGCAGAGGCUAGUCUCGAAAAGUCGCUUCAGGACCAGGCGGCGACGGUGGCCUCCCUCGAGUCUGAGCUCGAGCUGGCCACAUCCGAGCAGGCAGCGUCGCUGGCAUCGCUCGAGGCAGAGCUUGCUGAGGCGCGCGCGCAGAACGCUACGCUGCAUACCGAAAUGAGCGAGUGUGCUCAGCGCGAGGUGGCGGCAACGUCGUCGCUCGCCGAGGCAAAGACUGCGCUGAACCAGGCGCGCGCCGAUGCCGAAGCCCUCGAGGCGCAGCUCGGCCAAGCGCGUGAGGCACUGGCUGCUGCUGCCUCGCAUGCCGAGGCUCACGCUGCCGAGCUUGACGCGGCCCGCGCGGAGGCUGCUGCCGCUGCCGCUGACGCCGAAACGCUGGCGACACUGGAGGAGCAGCUUGUGGAGGCCAUGCGUGCUCGUGACGAGGCAAUCGAGGCAGUUGCUGCCGCUGCUGACGCGCACGACAACACUGUUCGCGAGCUUGAGCAGGAGCUGCUUGCCGCGCAUGCCGAGGCCGAGGCUGCUGCCGAGGAAGUGACUGAGGUCAAGGCGCAGUUGGUCGAGGCCAACACGUCAAUUGAGGAGCUGAUGACUCAGAUCGAGGAGCUCGACGGGGUUGAAACUCAGCUGGAGAACGCCAAGGCACACGUGGCCGAGCUCACUGCCAUGGCCGACCAGGCCCGAGUCGAGGCCAAGCUCGAGCUGCAGUCAGCACGCCGCGAGGCCGGUGUCGCCGAAGCCCGAGUUGAGGAGCUCAACGAGCAAAUCCAGACCAUGGGCAUGGCCGCCAUGGAGGAUGCCGAGCUUCUGUCCGAGCUCGAGGAGAAGGUCACGCAGCUGCAGGCAGAAAACGCGCGCUUGGCCGCCUCGGCCCCUCUCGCCGACGAGUACAAGGCGCGGUACGCUGAGGUGGCGGCAAAGCUCGAUGUGGCGACGGCAGCACUCGACGACCUCACAGCCGCUGCCGACGAGCUCGACGCCGCCGAUGCGCUUUGUGCCUCGCUGGCCCAAGUCCUCACCGACAAGCUCGCCGCGGUCGAUGCUGAGCGCUCCGAGCUCGCGGCACGAACUGCCGAGAUUAACCUCAAGCUCGCGGUGAACAACGAGGCACUGGACGAGAUGCGCGCCGAGGUCCGCGCUGCCAAGGCCACCGCGGCCGACGGUGAAGCUGCUCUCCGCAAGGUUGCCGGCCUGAGUGCCCGACUCAAGGAGGCGACAGCCAAGGCCGAGUCUGCGUCGGCUGCGGCAGCUAAGCACAGCGCCAAGGCACGCGAGCUUGCCGCAAAGGUGGCUGAGCUCGAGGCAACGCUCAAGACCGAGACCGCCCAUGCGUCAGCGGCCGUGACUGAGGCCCAGACCGAGGCCAAGGCCGCGCGUGCCGCUGCCGGCAAGGCUCAGACGGUGGUGGCCGAGCUGGAGACUCAGCUGGCCGAGGCCCAGGCCGUGGCUGCACAGCUGCCAGUCAAGGACGCGCAGCUGGCCGCGUCGCGGCGAGAGCUCGCGACGCUACAGGCUGAUCUCGAUGAGGUGCGGAACCAGGCCGAGGCGGCAGAGCAGGCCGAGGCGAGCUCGCGGCGGUCACUGGCCAAGGCCAAGGCCUCGCUGGCCAAGAUGGAGGCCAUGGAGCAACGCCUGGCAACGUGCAACGAGGUCAUUCACUCGCUCGAGCGCGAGGCUGAUCAGCACAAGGCCACGACCCAGGCACAGCUGGAGGCUUCAGAGUCGCAGAUGAUCUCACUCGAGCGUUCGCUCAACACCCAGAUUGACUCACUCGCUGCCGCGCUCUCCGAAGCCAAGGAUGAGAACGUCCAGCUCGACUCGCAGGUCCGCAAGCUCACGCUGCAGCUCGCUGAGACAGAGACCCAACUUGAACUGUCGGGCAUGGCUCCGACGGCAUCGGGCGCCAAGGCCUCGUCUGCCGUCCAGGCCGAGCUCCUUCAUCUCAAGGCCGACAACGCAGACAAGGAGUCGGAGCUUCUUCUCCUCCACACUGCCCUGGAGCAGGCGACCGAGCACAUCGAGGAGCUGACCUGCAAGGUGCAGCAGCUCGAGGAUGCGCAGGCGUAAGCAAAAGUGUCCCCACACAUAAAUGC
Thecamonas trahens ATCC 50062 is the source of this 5042-nucleotide messenger RNA. RefSeq lists its product as uncharacterized. The transcript has 2 exons. NCBI's taxonomy places the organism in Eukaryota, Apusomonadida, Apusomonadidae. Bases 1 to 5016 code for a protein of 1671 amino acids. The record is from RefSeq and is a predicted model, not a curated record.